Molecule: messenger RNA, 564 nt
Organism: Aureobasidium pullulans EXF-150
Lineage: Eukaryota; Fungi; Ascomycota; Dothideomycetes; Dothideales; Saccotheciaceae
Product: Arp2/3 complex 16 kDa subunit ARPC5
Exons: 3
Coding region: 1-564 (187 amino acids)
Biological process (GO): Arp2/3 complex-mediated actin nucleation; regulation of actin filament polymerization
Cellular component (GO): actin cytoskeleton; cytoplasm; Arp2/3 protein complex
Molecular function (GO): actin filament binding
Source: RefSeq, a predicted model, not a curated record
AUGGCUCAAGUCAACUGGCGCUCAAUCGACAUCGACGCUCUCGACCCCGAAUCCUCAUCCAACUUCGACCUCUCCACCUUGACUCCAGCUGUCCAACCCAUCAGCCCACAAGACGUACAAGCCCUCAGCGGUCAGAUCAGACAACUAUGGCGCGGAGGUGAUGCUGAAGGUGCUCUCCGUGGUGCCUUGGAAAAUGCCCCGUAUGGAGCCGACGCUCAGUCAAAGGACUCGUACUUGCAGACUGUCACCGAGGUCUUGCAACAAGUCCGCACCGCCGACGUGGGUCCUUUACUGCAGCGCAUCUACACAUCUGAGGGUGGAUCGGAACUCUGCGAUGUCUUGAUGAAGUACCUCUACAAGGGCAUGGCAAGCGGUGCUUCCACCAGCAACCCCUCCAAGAACGUCACACCACAAGUCACCGGUUUCUCACAGGUUCAGCCUCGCAACACUGCCGAAAGUCAAGGUGGAAACAUGGGUGUCUUCUUGAGUUGGCACGAAAAGGUAAUUGAAAUCGCAGGCCCCGGUACCAUCGUUCGCGUCAUGUCAGACAGGAGAACUGUCUAA